This is a messenger RNA of Aspergillus sclerotioniger CBS 115572, 1803 nucleotides long. Its product is annotated as arrestin (or S-antigen), N-terminal domain protein. Gene Ontology annotation, cellular component: plasma membrane; cytoplasm; cytosol. Gene Ontology annotation, biological process: ubiquitin-dependent endocytosis. Bases 1 to 1803 code for a protein of 600 amino acids. NCBI's taxonomy places the organism in Eukaryota, Fungi, Ascomycota, Eurotiomycetes, Eurotiales, Aspergillaceae. The record is from RefSeq and is a predicted model, not a curated record. Gene Ontology annotation, molecular function: ubiquitin protein ligase binding; protein-macromolecule adaptor activity. The transcript has 5 exons.
AUGUCUGUAACCAUCCACCUGGACCGGCCACACAAGCAUUUCACCAAUCUCGACUUCCUGACGGGAAAUGUGGUGCUACAAUUGCCGUCGGAAGCUGCAAUCGGAGGCAUCCAAGUAAAACUAGAAGGAGAAAGUCGGACGCGCCUGGCAGGUCCGCGAUAUCCACAUUCUGAACAGUCGGAUAAGAAACGUACCGAGAUUGAGGUUCACAAGAUCCUGUAUAAGGUUGUCACCGUUUUCCCCACAGCUGCAGUAUUCAAUUCGGACACACCGGACAAGGCGUAUACUUUUGCCAGAGGGACCUACGAGUAUCCCUUUCAGUUUAAAUUUCCGUUCAAUAAUGCUUGCAGCUCGCACAAUAGCAUGCUCACGAACCUGAACAUCACGGGGCUGAGGGUAGAAAUGGCCAAAGACACCACUCGCCACGUGAAGAAGACGCUCCCUCCCUCGCUAAGCGGCUUCCCGGGAAUGGCAGAUAUCCGGUAUUAUGUGAAAGCGACUGUAAUCCGUCCGCAAUUCUACAAAGAGAACAUCCGAGCGAUCACCAACCUCAACUUCCUCCCCAUCGAGCCGCCCAGGACGGGCAAUCCGAGUGAAGAGACAUAUGCAAGGCGACAGCACCAAUUUAUAAACUCCCCCAAUGUAUCCAGAACGAGAAGCCUUUUCCAGAAGAUGUCCAGCAAUUCGCUUCGAGACGCCGCUGGUAGUUCCCCCCGCGUAUCCGCCGACCUACGGCUACCCAACCCGUCGAUUCUUACAUGCAAUGAGCCUGUACCAAUGCGAGUCCUCGUUAAGAAGCUGUCGGAGUCCUAUGAGACCAUUUUUCUGCAGAUGAUCCAGGUCGAGCUCAUUGCUUAUACCAAUAUUCUCGCCCAUGACUUGAGACGAACCGAAAGUGGAACCUGGGUCCUUCUAAGUCGGAGUAACAUGAGCAUACCUCUAGGAAGAGGCGGAGAUCCCGCGGAUACUGAGUACACAAUCGACGCUGAUAUGUGGAAUCGCGUACCCUUACCCAGCACGGUAGCGCCGUCGUUCGAGACCUGCAACGUCUCGCGAACCUACGAGCUCGAGGUCCGGGUGGGCCUGACUCAUGGAAGUGUUGGGAAUAUGAAGCCUCAACUUAUCAUUCUUCCGCUACGGAUGCCCGUGAAGGUCUACUCCGGCAUCGCUCCUCCGAAAGCACUCCUGGAGGCCAUGGCAGCCAACGGGCAGCAUAAACCGACCGUUGCCACUUCCGACCUCGACGGGCCGAUGGAUAACAGCAUACGCCCUCCAAUGCCUCCUCGACCUCCUAGGCCUCCUAGGCCUUCCGGCGCAGAUGAAGAAGACUACGACGAUGCACCUCCCAGCUACGAAGAUGCGAUGGCUGAAACUCUUAGUCCUGUGGAUGGGCCCCGUCGAGAGUAUAACCCACCAGAUGCCUCCUCUUCCGAUAGAUCUGUUGAACCUGGGGCUGAUCCGAGAUCUCCAGUUGGAAAGGAACCUGAGGCGACCACGCUUUACGGCAAUCAGGAAGCGAUUUCCUCCUCAGAAACACUCGAUAUGCUCCCCGAAACUCCGCCAGAAUCUCGGUCCGGGUCACCCCCGACCUCUCCAGUUGCUCGUCAACAAAGUGUGCUCAAGAUCCACAAGGCUCUUCCCCUGGAGGACAGUCCUCCAGAAUAUCAGUCAAUUGCAGGUGUCAAGUCCCAAACGCCUCAGAACCAGGUCAAUCGUACGUCGUCCCAACCAGGGAUUCGGCCCAUGAAUCUCGGAGUCCCCAACAGGAAACCGGUUCCCCGGAGUCCAAGCAGGGAGUCCUAG